AACCAGCCGCAAAUCUCAGCUACUUGCGCAACUCGCUGCAGAGGUGGAAACUGAGGAAAAACGCUUGGAGCUAAUGGAGAACACCGAGGGGCAACAUUCAAGCGGCUUGUUCCGACGGGCCAGAGCAAACCGUCUCACGGCAUCCAAUUUUGGAAAAAUUUUUAAAUUGGAUGCUGCCACUCACCCACACAACACUGUUCGGCGGCUUCGUAACCCGACUGAUUUAUCAAACAACGCUGCAGUAAAGUACGGACUUCACGGCGAGGACUUAGUGAAACAAAAAUUCAAAACACAAACUGGGCUUGCUGUGCGCAAAAUCGGCUUGUGCGUGAAUAAAAAUUGGCCUUACCUAGGAGCCUCACCUGAUGGAGCAGUGGGAGCAAAUGCAAUAAUUGAGAUAAAGUGCCUUUACUCAGCGAAAGAAAGGAAAAUAUUUGAUUUUGUAGCUGAGCGACAAGGCGUAGACGAGCGCGGCGAACAGAUCAUGGAAAAUGGCAAGAAGAAGAAAAAAGACAAAUUUUCAUCAGUGUGCUUGGAAAUCUUUGAGGGCAAAUUGCGACUGAAAAGAAAACACGACUAUUUUUUCCAAAUUCAAGGACAGCUUGCAAUAAGCGAAAAGGAGAAAUGUUAUUUCGUGGCAUCAACCGACGUCGACUUGUUCGUAGAGGAAAUUCUUCCCGACAAAGAACUCUGGGCUAACAUGGAAAGGAAGCUCAGCGAAUUUUACCUGGAUUAUUUGCUGCCUGAAAUCGUUGACCCACGCAUUAUUCGCGGUUUGACCGUUCGAGUGCCGCCACAAUAUGCUGAGGCUGCUGCUAAACGAGAGCAACAAAAAACCGAGAAGAGGAAGCCAAGGGAGAGAGAAUGAUAGGAACUGAAGCGUUUUUGUAAUUUAAAUUUUUUUUAUAUACUUUAAAAAAAAAUGUGCAGUUUAUUUGAUGAAAUUGGGAAAGAAAUACAUUAUCAUCUAUGUG
This is a messenger RNA of Neocloeon triangulifer, 974 nucleotides long. RefSeq lists its product as uncharacterized. The transcript has a single exon. Bases 74 to 868 code for a protein of 264 amino acids. The record is from RefSeq and is a predicted model, not a curated record. NCBI's taxonomy places the organism in Eukaryota, Metazoa, Arthropoda, Insecta, Ephemeroptera, Baetidae.